AUGGCUGAAACAAACCAAACUGCAAUUUCAGUUGUUGAACCUGAAGAUUUUGUUGAAACUGUGAAUAAAAAUGUUGUGGAUAAUCCAAUUGUCAUCCCAUCUGAAGAUGUCAUUGCUACACCACCAAAUGAUGUUGGUGCUACAGGUGUACCCAUACAUGCUGCACAAAGAUACAUCGUUGACAUCAAUGGAUUGAUUGAUACAAAAAGCAACCAUUUCACCAUAGUUGUCAAAGUGAUGACACUUUGGGAGGUUCCAGAAGUAUCCAAAAAAAACAAAGUCAAGUGUGCUAAGCACGAAUACAAAAUUGUGUUCAUGUCAAACACAAGUGUUGAAGCUGCAUUUAAUUUUGACAUCCCAGAUCAUGUGUUUGAGUUCACACCAUUGGCUGAAGUUACAAACUUUGUGGCCAACUUUGAUUAUUAUUUUGAUUUGAUAGGACACAUCAUGGCAUACAGCGAUCCAAUUGUUGAAAAUGGAAAGAAGAGGAUUUCAGUGGAGCUUGAAGAUGAAAGGGCUGACAAGCUAAAGGUUACUUUAUGGGGUGAACAUGCCGAUCAAGUCACUAAAUACAUGUCUAACAAUCCUCCGUCUCCUGUGGUUCUCAUUGUUCAAUAUGUUAAGUGCAAAAACUACUAUUCAAAAGCUUCUGUUACUACUAAUCUUUUCAAUGGGAAAAUAUAUCUUGAUGAUAUGUCAAUACCCGACAUAUCAGAGUACAAAGACAGUGACAGUAUAUACAGAAGUAGUGCCAAUGAAACGAAAGCUGAAAGUAUCCAAAAAAUUUCAAUGCUUUCACAGGGUUCUGGAUACGCAUCUUAUGAAGAAUUCAUAAAUGGAGCAAAACUUUUGUCAUUGGGUGACAUAGAUGAUCUUGAUGAGGCAGGGUAUGUUGUGAUUUUUGGUAAGAUCAUAGGCUUAGCAAAAGAGUAUGAAUGGUCAUACAUUGGUUGCAGAGAUUGCAACAAGAAGGUGGAGGAAAUUGAAAAAGACAAAGGUACCCGUAUUGUACCAUCAACAAAAGGAAGAAAUACCAGUGACAACAAGAAAUUUGGUCUUGAGAAAAAAUGGUUUUGUGGUAAUCAUGGCCCUUUGUCUGCUGUUGGUCCAAAGUUCAAGUUACAAGUGUAUGCAAUAGAUGCUACUGGCAGCAAAAUUUUGACCCUUUGGGACAGGGUGGUCUACAAUUUUAUCAAUAAGUCUGCAGAAAAACUCCGUAAACAGGCAGGAAAAGAUUACCCUAAAGUACUAGAUGAGAUUGUUGGCAAGAAAUGUCUGUUCAGGUUGGAUGUCUCUAGAUACAAUAUCAGGAAUAGUAGUAGUGAGAUUUCUAUUGCUAGGCUUACUACUGAUGCUGAAAUGAUCAAGAAGUACAUUGAUGAUGUUUCUGAAGAUCAGACUGCAGUAUCCUGCACUGGAGAUACAGAGAUAGGGAAUUUGGCCGAUGACAUGGCUGACAGUCCUCCUCCAAAAAAUAAAAGUGCAGGAAGUUGCGGUGAAGACAGUGUCAAAUCCAAUACCAACAAACGUAUUCUUAGCAGUAACUUAGCUUCAGUCCUGAGGCAUGUUGGUAAAGAGAUCAAGAUUGAUUUCCAGGGAAAUCGAUAUUUCUAUGCAAAUAUCCAUAUCACUAGGAAGAGGAGAUGUCAGUUAUACGGGUCUGCACUGGAAGCUUUUUUCCAGGAGUUUGGAAUAUCUUCCAGAUCCAAAAUUAACUUAGUUUAUCACAGAUCAUUGAAUGUGUUACAGUUAUUUCAUUUUAAUUAUGAUGGAUGUGAAAGGAUUCACCCAGAUGUCAAUGCAAGAACUGGUAACCGCUAUCUGUUGAGAUUAGAUCAUGGUACAUCCAAACAAGCUGCUAUUAAAAAAUGUUUCUUUAAUGGUAUUGAUUGGCCUUCAAAUCAAACUACAGCAAAGUGUGUUGAUGUUAAGCGCAAUCAAUGGGAGUUCAUGAUCAUGAAGGAAAAUAAUGAACCAGUAGGUUUUGAAGGCCGGAUGUGGGAGGAGUUUCAUGACUAUUAUUAUAACAGAAUAAAAUGUGUGAAUGUAAUUGUUAUUUACACUGGAAAUUUGUAUUUCUAUUUAAGGCUUUUUAACAAUGAAGGUUACUACUGCAACCUAGAUAUCGUUGAUUCAGAUACAUCUGAAGGUGAAGUUGACACACUGGACUAUCUAUGCAGCAACGGUGAUCCUAACACAUUUUCUGCAGUCACGACUGACACUGAGAUACCCUGGCAUAUAGUACGCCGAUUGAAGUUAGAUGACUACACAAAUGCUAUUUUAUACUAUGAUGGAGUUCUAGUAAUUAACAUGCAUCGAGUUGUCACUAAUGACAAUCCACAUCGGUUUGUUAUUGAAGGUGAUAUAAAGUACAUGGUGGAUUUGAAGAAAAUACCUUUAGAAAAUUUCAUAAUGGUAAAUUGUUCUGCAAAAGAAGCAAGAUUGUUCAUGAAAGAUUUAUUAAAAGCAAAAAGGUUGUCGCUUCAGUCACGCAGAAGAAAUAAGCAAACAAUGGUGAUUUCUACAGUUCACAUCAAUGAUGCUGUCACAGGUAAAGAUGCAAGAUUUACCAGGAAACAGAUUUUGAAAGGUCAGUUAGAUGAAGGAACUGUUAACAACUCAAGAUCCAACAAGAAGGAAAUAAUGGACAAAAAGAGAGGCAAACCCAUUAAAGAAAAGCAAUCUGUUAUUAUUAGAGGUGGUGUUUUUAUAUGUGAUUCAUCUCAGAUAACAAACAAUAUAUCAGUCAAUGAUACUUCACAAGUCCGUUCAAAUUACAGAUAG
This is a messenger RNA of Oldenlandia corymbosa var. corymbosa, 2784 nucleotides long. Lineage: Eukaryota; Viridiplantae; Streptophyta; Magnoliopsida; Gentianales; Rubiaceae. The record is from the annotation of a GenBank genome assembly.